UUCCUGAUACAGGGUCAACAACAUGGCGCUGUCCUGGAGGAUGCAUAACGUGGUCUUUCAUAAACAACUGUCUUUAAGUUUAUGCUAGUUUUGUCAUGUUUACAGUUCAUUAACUAGUCUUCGCCAAUUGCUUGCUACAUCGAUAUAGAUAUCACUUCUUGAUAACGUCACGUAUUUACUAACAUCUCUUUGAAUAACGAGAUACUCGUAGUCAUGUCGGGGACAAACGUAUGGACCCGGAGUCGUGACAGAAUGCGAAGGUUCCCUGAGCUGUUUGCUCAGUGUGCAGCAGAGGCAGCAGCCUAUGGGAAGUGUGUAUCCUCCACGACCACAGCAGGCAGACAAGAACUUAGGAAGGAUAUGUGUGUGAAGGAGUUUGAGGCACUAAAGACAUGUUUCAUAUCUGCCGCAAAGAAGGGGGUGAAGUAGCUGCUCCAGUGUCCUACCUUGAAUCUUGUGUAGAAACAUUGAGUUGCAAUUGUGUUCCAGUCCCAUAUGAAGGGGUUGUCGCAAUUAUCAUCACCAGGCAGGAGCCAAGAUGGCUGCUCCGUUUCUUGUCAAGUCUCAUAAAUCAGAAGUUCACAAUGGAAGGGCAGAGAAGCCUGGUUCUUUCUGCUGUGACAUGUUGGGUGCACCACUGUCUGUCCAGUGGGGAGAUGGGCAUUCAAACCUUGGCAAGGACUGAGACAGUGGUGACUUAUCAACCAUCUGCUGCUGACACAUUAUUGUCUUGCAUACAUUGUCCCCUUAUUUCAGUCAGUAUGCAGCACGCUUGUUCACCAAUGUGGCAUUUUUGUAAUGUACUAGUUUUUAAUAAAUUCCUAUUUUUAUUUUGUGUUAGUGUAAACAAAUCAAGAUCACAAUUUCAA
Molecule: messenger RNA, 869 nt
Organism: Osmerus eperlanus (European smelt)
Lineage: Eukaryota; Metazoa; Chordata; Actinopteri; Osmeriformes; Osmeridae
Gene: ndufaf8
Product: NADH:ubiquinone oxidoreductase complex assembly factor 8
Exons: 3
Coding region: 214-429 (71 amino acids)
Biological process (GO): mitochondrial respiratory chain complex I assembly
Cellular component (GO): mitochondrion
Source: RefSeq, a predicted model, not a curated record